AUGAGGCUCCAUCGUGUUGUUAGAGGUGGGGAUCAAAAUACAAGACACGCAGAGCAGCAAGAAGACGGACUAUCUGCCCUUCAUUCUCCUCCUGCACCCCUUCUCCUAUUGAUUCGACGGCUCUCUCUUCCAAAAAAUGAGACAUUUCUCCUUAUUCGCGUUUUCUGUCUUGUUUCAAUUCGUACUAACCCCAACACUUUCUGCGAGGAUACGUUCGCCCAGCCAAACGUUGAUUUCCUAUUCAACUGGACCUGGUUCCAAGCGAUUCCGGCGCUUAUAGUUUACGCGUUAUUCCUGCGAAAUGGGUUGAGAGUGGUGGAUGAAGAGUUGACCGCCGAGAAGUCGACAAGAAUCCGUUGGUAUAUGACAAGAGUUGUGUGUUUUGCUAUUCUCCACUCGAUUCUUGAUGUCGUCCUUGUCUGCCACAUGGAGGCGGUGUCUGUGGUAAGGGGAUCAUUUUUGUAA
Caenorhabditis remanei is the source of this 465-nucleotide messenger RNA. RefSeq lists its product as uncharacterized. The transcript has a single exon. Lineage: Eukaryota; Metazoa; Nematoda; Chromadorea; Rhabditida; Rhabditidae. The record is from RefSeq and is a predicted model, not a curated record. The coding region runs from base 1 to 465 and encodes 154 amino acids.